Paramecium pentaurelia is the source of this 504-nucleotide messenger RNA. NCBI's taxonomy places the organism in Eukaryota, Ciliophora, Oligohymenophorea, Peniculida, Parameciidae. The record is from the annotation of a GenBank genome assembly.
AUGAAAAGUUUAGCGUAGAAUGUGUAAAUAUAGAAAGUUAUUAAAACUGUAAAUAACCUAAGAGAUACUAUGGAUUAAAGGGUAUCAAUUUCAAUUGGACUUGGUCUUGCCUUUGCAGUAAUUGGAUAUAAAAUAUUUAGAAAUAAAGGUAAUGAUUAAUAAUAAUCAACAUAAUAAACACCAGAAGUAGUUGAAUAAGAAAAAUAAUCAUAAAAUUCAAUAAACUCUGAAGAAAAUGAUAUUAUGGAAAUUGAAGAAAAUAAAUAAUUAGAAAAAUAACAAUAAUAAUAAAAGUAAAGUGAACCAAAAUCAAAGAAAAAACAAUUUAUAUAAAAAAUUAAUCAAAAGACUAAAAAACAAUUUUAGACAGAUAAUGAAAUGCCUGCCCCUAAAUUAGUGAUUGAAAAACAAAAUUCUUUAAAAUAGGAAAAAAAUGCAGAUGAUAAAUUAUUUUUCUAAAUAUACUAAAAAAUGAACUAAGAAGCUUCAAAUGAAGAUUCAUGA